AUGGGCAUUGUAGCUAGGAGGGAAGAAAGCCUUCCCAAACUCAAUGAGGAUAUUAUAAAGUGGAAAGAAAAUCUCAUUGAGAACACUAGCCCUGAAAUUUUUAACAAUAUAGUUAAAGAUAUCAGAACCAAAGUAGACAAAAUUGAAAAUAUGGUCAUAGAAACUAAAAAAAGGAAAUACCUUAGAGAUGUCAAUGACUAUAAAACAGGAAAUGUGAGAAAACAGAACAAGAAUGGAAAAACAAGAGAAAGAAGUCCUCAUAGAAAUAGGAAUGAUAGAGUGAGACGAUACUCUGGAUAUGACAAACAUACACCCCAACAUAAAAAAAUGGGAGAUUAUAGAGAGAGAUCUUUACCAAAAUAUAAGAAUACCCAUUGGGAACCUAACACCCAAGGACAACGUCGUAACAUCUAUCGGGAACCAAACACCCAAGGGUUAAGAAAAUAUACAUAUAAUGAUGACAAAAGAAGUUACAGCUCAGUAGUCAAAAAUGGAAUAUCAAGGAAACCCACUAUAAAUGGAGAAAAGACAACUGAAAAUAGGAGAAACAAAGAUUCAGGAACCACACUCACUGUCGGAAAAUAUGCACAACCGAGACCUGAUUCAACCCCAGCAGAGAUAGCAUCCUCUUCCUCUUCGUUUUUUCGAAAGGACCCAAUCAACAACAGACUACAGUGGCCCCAGAAGACUCUCCCCCAAGAAUCACCUGGGAAAAGACAGAGAAUCAUAGAAGAAGAAGAAGAAGAAGAAGAACUCCAUUACAGGGAGAAGCGAAACAGGAAACGGAUGUAA
Molecule: messenger RNA, 792 nt
Organism: Pelobates cultripes (western spadefoot toad)
Lineage: Eukaryota; Metazoa; Chordata; Amphibia; Anura; Pelobatidae
Source: the annotation of a GenBank genome assembly